Molecule: messenger RNA, 1467 nt
Organism: Nymphaea colorata (pocket water lily)
Lineage: Eukaryota; Viridiplantae; Streptophyta; Magnoliopsida; Nymphaeales; Nymphaeaceae
Product: proteasome subunit alpha type-4
Exons: 5
Coding region: 496-1248 (250 amino acids)
Biological process (GO): ubiquitin-dependent protein catabolic process
Cellular component (GO): cytosol; proteasome core complex, alpha-subunit complex; proteasome core complex
Source: RefSeq, a predicted model, not a curated record
AACAUAUUUCCACCCCUCCUUCCUGCUGUAGCACGGUCGCUUUAUCGCUGCCUCUUCUCUCUCGCCUCUCGCAGCCGCAGCCCUCUUCGUCCUCACGCAACGCAGCCUCUUCGUCCUCACGCGCCGUGAAGCCGCAGCCUCCUUCCUGCUGCCGCGAGCCUUCCCCACUCAAGGCGUUCCCUCGUGAAGCUCCUUAAUAAGAUAGCCUGAUUUUGUUGUCGUUGAAGUAGUUGGGUCGAUUGAGACAGAGAAGAACAACUCAGAGGAUCGCUUUCCCCUCCCCUGCUCCUCCUGCUCCAUCUGCUAUUUUUCAUCUUCUCUCAUACUCCCUUACCUGAAGCCAAGAUUUGCAACUUUUUGUGGCUUCUUAUGCUUGUUGGGCCAAGGAGCACAAUAUAUACGCGCGAGGAGCGUCCGGAGACUGCGAAGGGGGAAACCGAACGUCCAAGUUUUCUUCCUACUGCAGCAACUGCUUCAGAACUCUAAGUAAGCAAGAUGUCUAGGCGCUAUGACAGUCGAACGACCAUCUUUUCUCCUGAAGGCCGGCUUUACCAAGUUGAGUAUGCAAUGGAGGCUAUAGGAAAUGCUGGAACCGCUAUUGGGGUCCUGGCCAAGGAUGGAGUUGUGCUGGUUGGGGAGAAAAAGGUUACAUCAAAGCUGCUGCAGGCAUCAAAGUCCACAGAGAAAAUGUAUAAGAUUGAUGACCAUUUGGCAUGUGCUGUGGCAGGGAUCAUGUCUGAUGCUAACAUCCUAAUUAACACUGCUCGAAUUCAAGCUCAACGUUACGCUUAUGCUUACCAGGAACCCAUGCCUGUUGAACAACUGGUGCAAUCUUUGUGCGAUACGAAGCAGGGAUACACACAAUUUGGUGGGCUUCGUCCAUUUGGUGUGUCAUUCUUGUUUGCUGGUUGGGACAAAAAUUUUGGGUUUCAAUUGUACAUGAGCGACCCAAGUGGAAACUAUGGAGGAUGGAAGGCUGCUGCAAUAGGAGCAAAUAAUCCAGCUGCACAGUCCAUGCUUAAGCAAGAAUACAAGGAUGAUAUCACAAGAGAAGAGGCAGUACAGUUGGUAUUGAAAGUGCUGAGCAAGACUAUGGACAGCACAAGCUUAACCUCUGACAAGCUUGAACUGGCUGAGAUCCUUUUAGCCCCUACAGGUGAAGUCAAAUACCAAGUGUGUUCACCAGACUCAGUCAACAAGUUAUUGGUAAAAUUUGGAGUCACCCAGCAAACUCCUGAGACCUCUUGAACCUUAAGUUCCUCUAUACUCUGGGGGUCUAUUAGACAAUGGCCGUUUUAUAAUGUUGAUGUGCAUCUUUUUACCAUUUCGGCUCAAAUGCCUAUUAAGCACUCUUCCCUGUUUUACUCAAUGUUUUGUUGAAGAUCAUUUGAGCUUAGUAGCUGUAGCUCUCUAUUUUGUCUGUGAUUCUCAGUAGUUUUUUAUUCAUCAAUAGUUUAUCCUGGACUA